AUGGUAGAAAAAGGUGCCAAAGGCAUGCUGGCAGUGGAAGAGGCAGGGGAUGCAUCAGUGUCGCCUGGAGCUGGCGGAAGUGUCAAUGAGUGGAGAUGCACACACUCCACUCCAAGUGUUCACCCCAGGAUGGCGGCGGCUCAGGGACCUGCGGACCCCUCUUCGCCAGAACAGAUGUCGUGGAGGAUGAUCAGCCAGCCCACCCACACAGCUGUGGAAGGCACGUCCCGUAGCCUGCAUCCUGCUGGGCCUGGGGAAGUGUGGGCACAGGGCGAGGCAAUCUCCACCCUGGAGGUCACGCAUGAGGCCCAUGACGACCAGUCAGAGAACGGUGCCCUGCCCAGCGAGGCCACCAGAAGGACCAUAGCUGCCAACAGGGCAAAUGGCGCAACCAGAUCGAGUUUAUACUGA
Rangifer tarandus platyrhynchus (Svalbard reindeer) is the source of this 411-nucleotide messenger RNA. NCBI's taxonomy places the organism in Eukaryota, Metazoa, Chordata, Mammalia, Artiodactyla, Cervidae. The record is from the annotation of a GenBank genome assembly.